AUGGCGGACACCUCGUACAUCUCACUGCCUCAAACCAUCAGACUGACUCUGCAGGAGAGGCUUGAUGCCUUAUUUGCAAACAUCUGGGCCACAAUAGCCUCAUGCCGGCACAAGCCUGCUGGAGCCCAGCCAGACCCAACCAUGCCACUCACAACCUGGCAGCCUGCGACUCCUGGGCGAAACUGUGGUGCAGCAUUGCCACUAAAGAAGAAGAAACGGAGGCCACAUAAACAAACAAGGCGCCAAAGAAUCCGCCCGGCACUGUCCAGCAUCCGCCCUGAAGCACAGUCCCAACCGGGAAAAGUAUGA
Molecule: messenger RNA, 309 nt
Organism: Pelobates cultripes (western spadefoot toad)
Lineage: Eukaryota; Metazoa; Chordata; Amphibia; Anura; Pelobatidae
Source: the annotation of a GenBank genome assembly